Molecule: messenger RNA, 3490 nt
Organism: Chara braunii
Lineage: Eukaryota; Viridiplantae; Streptophyta; Charophyceae; Charales; Characeae
Source: the annotation of a GenBank genome assembly
CUGGGGCGCCCAUCUCCCACCCAGGAGCACACACACUGUGUGUUUGCGUGUGUGACACCUGUGUGUGUGUGUGUGUGUGUGUGUGUGUGUGUGUGUGCGUGCGUUUGUUGUCGUGUGCACAUGUGGCAAUUGACAUUUUCAGACUUGGAGCUCGGCCGGGUCGAGAGUGUACUGUGGCGAAAGGCACUCCCGAGAGGGUUUUCACUUCCGGGAGCACUUCCGAAAAUUUUCCAAAGUCAGGAGUGGUGUGGCGAGGGCCCAGAGAGAGAGAGAGAGAGAGAGAGAGAGAGAGAGAGAGAGAGAGAUUCCUAGAAGAUUGCUUCAGGUAAGCUGAGACCGAUUGCAAACUGAUGUGUGUGUGUGUGUUUGAGAGAGAGAGAGAGAGAGAAAGAGAGAGAGAUUCCUGGAAGAUUGCUUCAGGAGGUAACUAGCUAGGCUGAGACCCAUUGCAAACUGAUGUGCUUCUAAUGAGAGAGAGAGAGAGAGAGAGAGAGAGAGAGAGAGAGAGAGAGAGAGAGAGAGAGAGAGAGAGAGAGAUUGCUUCAGGAGGUUACUAGCUAAGCUGAGACCCAUUGCAAACUGAUGUGCUUCUAAUAACUUCAGAGUUGUGAGUCUUCGGAGUGCGAACGCUGACGCACUUCUUCUAGCGAGCUCGGAUUGACCGGGUCAGACGAAGAGGUAGCUGCCAGCCUUUCUCGUGUCGAAUUGACGAAGAGAUAGGUGCAGCUAAGAUGGCUGCUGCUUACACGUUUGCGAAUGCCGCAACCGGAACAGCUACAGUGAGGAUGACGUCAUUGGAAAGGGUCGCGAUCUCGACCGAACGCUAUGGCAAUCCAUCGGGUUGCACGUGUGGUCUUCGUCUUCCUCCUCCUCGUCCUCCGCGUUCCUCUUCUUGGUCUUGCUGUGAUGCAACAGCUGUGCAUGAUCUCGUUGGCAGGAACUCGUCGAACGUGACGAGAACAGCAGUUUUAGCGGGGCCUUCCAGCUUGGAGUACAUCUCGUCUAUGAUCAGCAGCACCACGAGGAGGAAGCGGACGUCAGCACGGAUAGACCGGGCAAGGAAAACUGCAACGAGAGCGUCAAGUCGGGAUCAGGAUCGCUCGUUACUACCGUCCCUAUUUCGCGCAUGGCGCGCCGGUCAACCGCAAGAUCUGUCCAAGGCCUCUAACCACACGUGUCUGACGAGUUACUGCCGUCAAGCUCCCGAUCGCAUGCAGCGGCAGAGGCAAGCGUACCUCCGAAAUCAGCAUAUACUACCUUCCUCCUCUUGGGGAAGGCGAUGGGCAUGUCCAGGUCGGGAUCUGAAUAACACAGUCGGUGUGUCUGAACGUGCUGCGUCUUCAACUUGCGACGCGUCGUCGCGACCUUGGUCGGUGUCGGCCAACAUCUCGGCCGGCGAGCAGAAAGGGCAGGAAACCUCCGCUAAACGCGACACUGAUGCUGGGACCACUGAGAAUGGGGUCGGGAGCCGGACGGAUGGUCAGGGGAUGAGGAAUUCAACUGCUCAGAUCCUCGAUAUCGAUCCUGAGAGACUCGAUCCGCGUGUCGCGAGAGACCCAAAGGGUUAUUACGUUCUCAAGGAGAAGUAUCGCAAGGGUAUUAAUCCCAUCGAGAAGUUAAAGAUUGCAAAGGAUCCUAUGGAGAUUGUCGUGGAGAAUAGGAUUAAUGAAGUGGCAGAUGUCAACUUUGAGGAACUGGAUGCUACCAAGGAGGGGAAGGAUGAUAUAGACACAAGAUUCAAAUGGCUUGGGCUUUUCCAUCGUCGGAAGCAUCAAUAUGGACGGUUUAUGAUGCGGCUGAAGCUCCCAAAUGGAGUGAUAAACAGCAGACAGACUCGGUUCCUUGCAAACUGUAUCAAGAAGUAUGGUCCAAAUGGCUGUGCUGAUGUCACAACCCGUCAAAACUGUCAGAUCAGGGGUGUGGUGAAUGAAGAUGUUCCGGCAAUUCUGAAAGGGCUUUCACAAGUUGGCCUGACGUCCUUGCAGAGCGGAAUGGAUAGCGUCAGGAAUCCAGUGGGCAAUCCCCUUGCAGGAAUCGAUCCAUCCGAGAUCAUUGAUACCAGGCCAUACAAUCAGGCGCUGAGCAAUUAUAUCACCGGAAAUGGAACCGGAAAUCUCGAAAUCACAAAUCUGCCAAGGAAAUGGAAUGUGGCUGUCGUUGGCAGCCAUGAUCUCUACGAGCAUCCACACAUCAAUGAUCUAGCAUACAUCCCGGCGAUGAAGGAUGGCAAGAUGGGAUUCAACCUGUUAGUUGGCGGUUUUUUCAGCCCAAAGAGAUGUGAGGAGGCAAUACCAUUGGAUGCAUGGGUGCAUGAGCAAGAUGUGGUACCUCUCUGCCAUGCAGUUCUGACGACGUUUCGUGACCUUGGGGCACGGAGCAACCGCCAAAAGUGUCGGAUGAUGUGGCUUAUUGACGACCUGGGAGUGGAGUGUUUCAGGCAAGAGGUGGAGAAGCGAAUGCUCCCAAGCAAGGUCCUUGAACGAGCAGCGCCUGAAGACUUGAUCAACCAGUCGUGGAAAAGAAGGGACUAUUUUGGCGUUCAUCCUCAAAAACAGCAAGGCCUUAGCUACGUUGGAAUACACAUUCCAGUAGGCCGUCUGCAGGCCUGUGAUAUGUAUGAGCUAGCUCGGAUUGCAGACGAAUUCGGCAAUGGUGAGUUGCGUUUGACUGUGGAGCAAAACAUGAUUAUACCAAAUGUCUGCAAUGAGCGGGUAGAGAGACUGCUUGCCGAGCCGCUGCUGAAAAAGUUCAGCCCGGUGCCAAGCCGUUUCAUGUCAGGACUGGUUGCAUGCACAGGAAACCAGUUCUGUGGGCUCGCUCUGAUCGAGACAAAACAGGCUGCACUCAUGCUUGCCCAGUCUUUAGAGGAGACGAUUGAAGUUCCCCAUGCAGUGAGAAUGCACUGGACUGGAUGUCCCAACUCAUGUGGCCAGGUACAGGUGGCAGAUAUUGGAUUCAUGGGGUGUGGAGGCGUAAAGGAUGAGAAUGGUAAACCAUGCGAUGCGGUUGAUAUCUUUAUUGGUGGAGGGGUUGGAACAGGUUCGCAUUUGGGAAAACUUGUGAGGUCUGCUGUCCGAGUGAAGGAGUUAUUGCCCACCGUCCAAGAUCUGUUGAUCGAGCACUUCGGCGCGACUCGGAAACAGCAGUAGUAGUAGUGGAAACGGGGUGGAGCAGCAGCAGUUCUACCACCAGUACAGUAAUACUAGCAGCACCAGCAGCAGUACUGGGUUCGCACUUGGGAAAACUUGUGAGGUCUGCUGUCCAAGUGAAAGAGUUAUUGCCCACUUUGAUCGAGCACUUCGGCACGACUCGGAAACAGCAGUAGUAGUUGUGGAAACGGGGUGGAGCAGCAGCAGUUCUACCACCAGUACAGUAAUACUAGUAGCACCAGCAGCAGCACUGGCAACAGAGUAGUAGUAGUAGUAGUAGCAGUAGUAGUAGUAGUGUAAUGGUGGUGUUGGCAAUUGAUAAUACAAAGAUAAUACAAAGA